This is a messenger RNA of Aureococcus anophagefferens, 2667 nucleotides long. RefSeq lists its product as hypothetical. Gene Ontology annotation, molecular function: hydrolase activity. The transcript is spliced from 4 exons. Lineage: Eukaryota; Pelagophyceae; Pelagomonadales; Pelagomonadaceae. The coding region runs from base 1 to 2667 and encodes 888 amino acids. The record is from RefSeq and is a predicted model, not a curated record.
AUGGAGACGAGGGAGAGCCCGCGGGCUGCCCGCGUCUCGCUCGUGCUGCGCGGCCUCGGCCACGUCGUCAUGUCGCUGAGCCCGUUCGCGACCUACGAGGCGCUGCUUCUGCGGUACCGCGCAUUGCAAGCCAUUGGGAUCGAGUACCGCGACAUCGACGCCGCCGCCCACACACCCACGGCGCAGAACGUGCCCUACGGCGACGACGCGCGGCAGAUGCUCGACGUCUACGCACCUGAAACGGCAAAGGACGCGCCGGUGCUCGUCUUCAUCCACGGCGGCUGCUGGGUCGGCGGCGACAAGUCGACGGUCGCGCCGCUCGGCGCCGCCGCGGCGAAAGAGGGCGUGGUCGUCGUCGCGGCGACGCACCGCGCCCUGCCCGACUGCGCCAUGGAGGCCAUGUGCGACGACGUCGCGGCGGCCUUCGCCUGGACGCUGGCGAACGUCGGCCGCUUCGGCGGCGACGCGGGCCGCGUCGCGCUCGGAGGCUUCUCGUCCGGGUGCCACCUCGCCGCGACGGUCGCGACGAACCCCGCCUACCUUCUCCGCCGCGGCGUCGACCCGGAAAAAUCCCUGCGCGGCGUCGCCUGCGUCGACACGGGCCUCUACGACCCGCGGCUCAUGGCCGAGGCCCGCCCGCGGUACGCGAAUCUCGCGCCGAACGUCGUGCCCUUCCUCCACGCGGCGGCGGCCUCCGGGGCGCCGGACUUCUACGAGCGCGUCAGCCCGGCCUUCCACGCGCCGACGGCGGCCCUGGGAAGCGACGUGUCCGUCCUGGUCGCCGUCUCGACGCUCCACGCGGCCGCGAACGGCGCCCAGGUCGAGCGCUUCGCCGCGGCGCUCCGGCGCCGGUGCCGGCGCGUCGACGUCGUCUACAGCGCCGCGGACCACCACGGCGUCAUGGACGGCCUCGGCGACCGCGACGACGCCGUCUUCCGGAAGCUCGUCGAGCUUUGCCGGGGCAUGAACGGCUUCUUCGCUGCCCUGGCCAGUGCAUGCACGAUGGGGGGCGGCCAUGAGGAUCAUGGCGACACCGUCGAGCACGCGAAGAUGAAGAAGAAGAAGACGAUCCGCAUCGCCCACCGGCCGGACAACCACGAGAGCGAGCACCCGGAGACCUACUGGGAGCUCUUCUACGACUUGAUCCUCGUCGUCGUCUUCAUGCGCCUCAGCGCCGUCAAGUACAACCCGAGCGCCACGGGCUACGCGACGACCGUCGCGCUCUUCCUCUCCUUCUGGAGCUCCUGGUCGCUGCUCAACGUCUACCUCACCAAGUUCGCCGCGGACGACGUGCUCCACCGCUUCUUUCUAGCCUUCCACGUCGUGUCGUCCUACGUCGCCGCGACGUUCCUGAGCCACGUCGACUACGAGUUCUUCGACUUCAACCACCAGGCGACCUACUUCGCCACCGCGACGAUCGUCAACCGCCUCGGGUUGGUCGGCGUCUGGGCGCACGUCGCGGCGCGCGCGCGCCACCGCGAGAGGUUCAUGCAGGACACGGGCCUGAAAUUGCUGGGCCUCGGCCUCUCCAUCGUGCUCUUCGGCUGCACCUUCGCGCUCAACCCGCACGUGGACCCCAAAGCGUCGAAGACCGUGGCGCUCUGGCUCGUCGCCGUGCUCGUCGAGCAGCUGCCCACGAUCUACACGUGCGUCGGCGGGUCCAUGCACUUUUGCUCCGAGCGUGCGGGCGAGCGCAUGUCCGCGUGGAUCAUGCUCGCCUUCGGCGAGUCCAUCGUGGGCAUGCUCGACCACGAGCACACCUUCGCCCACAUCUACCUCAAGGUCGACGUGUUGACGUGCCUCGCCGUCGUGAGCAUGGCCGUGCUCUACUUCGACACGACGCACGUCCACAAGCUCAUGGAGUUUUUAGGGGACCAGGGCGCCCGCUACACGCAGGCGGCCGUCAUGCUCCUCCACGGGCCGCUGUCCAUGACCGUGUUCCUCAUGGGCGUGGGGCUGAAGGGGCUCGGGUACACGGUGUCGAACUACGAGGAUCUCAUGUCGUCGACGGGCUGCCACACGGGCGACUACAAGAAGAUCAACUUCCCCGCGCGGCCCAUUCGGCGCCUCAGCGAGGGGGGCUACACGCUCGACGAGAUCAACAACAUGCACAAGGACUACAUGUGGCUCACGGUCACGUGCAUGAUCAUCAUCGUCGCCGCGUGCUCGCUGAGCGGCUACCUGCUGCCCGUGCGCGCGUCGUUCCCGCGCUGGCGCCUCCACCUGGGCCGCCUCGGCUCCAUCUUCGUGAUCCUGUGGACGCUGCACCUCGCGGCCAACGAGCAGACGCUCAACUCCGAGUGCCUCAAGGCCGCGAGCGGCGACGAGGGCGCGCGCCGCCGGCUCGAGGACCACGCGGACCACGACGCGGACCACGACGACCACGCGCACGACGACGAGUCCGGGGAGGCCUACGCGGACACGGACCCGCUCUCCGACGACGGCUACUCCUUCAUGCACUCCAUCAUCAUGCUCAACAUCCUCGCCUUCGGCGCCGUCUUCAUCGGCUUCGUCGCCGUCGACCACGAGCGCGAGCACACCUACGACGCCUUCGAGGAGGAGGGCCACGGCGGCGAGGCCGUCCACGUCCACGACGCGAGCGAACACCGCGAGGGCCGCGAGAUGGCCGAGCUCGGCGGCGAGGAGGGCGCGUCCACCGAGGUCUAG